AGUCCAAACAACAAGUUAAAAGCGAGAGAGAUCGAGGCGGAGUGAUACCUCCUGUCAGCGGGAGCCAGCUCAACUCUGAGUCCCAGUCGCUCCUAGUUGUCUCUGUCUGUCCCUGGUUGUCUCUGUGUGUCUCUGUCUGUCCCUGGUUGUGUCUCUGUCUGUCCCUGGUUGUGUCCUGUGUGUCUCUGUCUGUCCCUGGUUGUGUCUCUGUCUGUCCCUGGUUGUGUCCUGUGUGUCUCUGUCUGUCCCUGGUUGUGUCCUGUGUGUCUCUGUCUGUCCCUGGUUGUGUCUCUGUCUGUCCCUGGUUGUGUCCUGUGUGUCUCUGUCUGUCCCUGGUUGUGUCCUGAGAUGAAGAGGAGACUCCUGCUCGUGUCCAACUCCACCCUCCACGGUGGUGGGUACCUGGGACACUGUCAGGACAACAUCUCUGACUUCUUCGGAAAAGACGUGAAGUCGGUUCUGUUUGUUCCUUACGCUCUGCACGACAGAGACGCCUACACCAGAACGGCCCGGGACAAGUUCCAGACUCUGGGUUACGAGCUGGAAAGUAUCCACGAGGCCUCGGACCCGGUGGAGGCCGUCAGGAAGGCCGAGGGCUUCUUCAUCGGAGGAGGGAACACCUUCCGGCUGCUGAAGAGUCUCUAUGACAACCAGGUGGUGUCGGAGAUCCGGAGACGAGUGAUGGAGGACGGCGUCCCCUACAUGGGCUCCAGCGCCGGCACCAACGUGGCCACCGUCAGCAUCAGCACCACCAACGACAUGCCCAUCGUCUUCCCUCCGUCCUUCUCCGCCAUCGGCCUCGUGCCUUUCAACAUCAACCCCCACUACCUGGAGCCCGACCCCGGCAGCCGCCACAUGGGGGAAACCAGAGAGCAGAGGAUCACUCAGUACCACGAAGAACCCGACACACCUCAAGUCCUGGGUCUGAGAGAAGGGUCCAUGCUGCUGGUGGAGGGAAACCGAGCCACACUACUGGGAACCACAAAGGCCAAACUCUUCAGCAGGGGACGUCCCUCGGUGGAGUACGACCUCGGCAGCGACCUGAGCUUCCUUCUGACGGACGGCGCCCCCCCCCCCCUCCACCUGACUCCAGACUCUUCUUCAAUGAUCCGUCUGCUUGAACCAAAAUAAAAAACUGAAAGAAGCAUCGUUGACAUGA
This is a messenger RNA of Platichthys flesus (European flounder), 1159 nucleotides long. RefSeq names its product Alpha-aspartyl dipeptidase-like. The transcript has 8 exons. Gene Ontology annotation, biological process: proteolysis. Gene Ontology annotation, molecular function: serine-type peptidase activity. NCBI's taxonomy places the organism in Eukaryota, Metazoa, Chordata, Actinopteri, Pleuronectiformes, Pleuronectidae. The coding region runs from base 349 to 1131 and encodes 260 amino acids. The record is from RefSeq and is a predicted model, not a curated record.